CAUUAAUUUUCGAAUUGCCAAACUUUUAGCCAGCACCGGCAAGGCUAAAAAUAGUGAAAAAGAAUUACUUUCCAUUGUCAAAGUAUUACAAGAAUUAAUUAAAGGGAUUAACGGGCAAAGUAAAGAAAACCACAAUGAAUAUUUAGCCCAAAAAAAAGCCGAAGUUAACUGUAUUUUACAAACCACGAAACAAAAAAUUAUGACCCAAAUAGCAGUUGAACAAAAUGAGGAAACUCCAAAUAAAAAUCCUCUUUUAGAAUUGCUUUAUACUUUAAAAAUUAUCCUUGAAAUGAAACAAAAGAAUUUGGAUUUUCAAAUUGGCUUAGACUUUAACCAGUCAGAAAUAAAAAAUUUCCAAAUAAGCGAAGGAAAAAUUUUAAUUCCUUUUUCCGCUAUUACCGGUAUUGGCGAAGUAAUUGCUAAAAAAAUUACUGAUUAUCGUCAACAAAAAGGACAAAUUAAUAAUUGA
Molecule: messenger RNA, 469 nt
Organism: Funneliformis geosporum
Lineage: Eukaryota; Fungi; Glomeromycota; Glomeromycetes; Glomerales; Glomeraceae
Source: the annotation of a GenBank genome assembly